GAGUGUCUUGGUUACGAUGACGUCGAAAAAAUGGAUAUUUCUAAGGAAGCUAUUCGUAUAGCGGCUUCCAGAGUUUGCCAGGAGCUACAAAAUCUGGAAACGAGCCGUAUCUCUGUAGAUGACUUUGGCCAUGCUGAAUCGGCAGCCGAAGGUGCUCACAUGGGGCUGUGGGUAAAUCAGGAGCUGCGCAGCAUAGACCAUUGGGCAUUUGUGCCACAACUUCAGCUGUACUAUGAACCAGAGCUCCCGUGCGACUCGAAUGGAUAGCGAAUUGGACUGGCGAAAGCUGAGGCACAAAAUCUCGCCCGUCAACUAUAAGAAACUCCAUCGAACCUCAUGACACUCUGGUGCGAACGUGGAGGUUAAAGGACGUGGAUAGGCCGAAAAUGAGGCGAUGACGUCAUUUCUAACGUUAGCCAAGGGAUCCUGUGAACCUCCAAUAUUUCUGGAGCCGCUAGCCGAGGCAUUGCUGCACUUAAACUCCCCGUGAACAUUCGCAUGAGAUUAUUUUACCCAGCAAAUAUGCUCAGCCGAGCACGUGGAUGUACAGCUGUAAAGCUGCGGCUCUUCUGCGAGAGUUUCGUCCUCGUGGAAAGUUGAUGCACAUCGAUGCGCUAAACGUGAUGAAGACGAAAGGUACCGAAUACCCGUACUUUCGUAGAGGCGUGACAGGACGACCAACACGCACGCUAAUCGAAUUUAUCGCGCAGAGUGUCGUCCAGUGUGGAGAUUGUGGAAGCAGCGGAAUCAAGAAGAAAAGUCAACAGA
This is a messenger RNA of Anopheles nili, 768 nucleotides long. RefSeq names its product cytosol aminopeptidase-like. The record is from RefSeq and is a predicted model, not a curated record. The coding region runs from base 31 to 267 and encodes 78 amino acids. Gene Ontology annotation, molecular function: metalloaminopeptidase activity. The transcript has a single exon. NCBI's taxonomy places the organism in Eukaryota, Metazoa, Arthropoda, Insecta, Diptera, Culicidae. Gene Ontology annotation, biological process: proteolysis.